This is a messenger RNA of Condylostylus longicornis, 990 nucleotides long. RefSeq names its product nuclear pore glycoprotein p62 (gene Nup62). The record is from RefSeq and is a predicted model, not a curated record. NCBI's taxonomy places the organism in Eukaryota, Metazoa, Arthropoda, Insecta, Diptera, Dolichopodidae. The transcript has a single exon. Bases 98 to 934 code for a protein of 278 amino acids. Gene Ontology annotation, cellular component: nuclear pore; nuclear pore central transport channel. Gene Ontology annotation, molecular function: phospholipid binding; structural constituent of nuclear pore. Gene Ontology annotation, biological process: protein import into nucleus; RNA export from nucleus.
AAUUUUUUAAACAAUUGUUUAAUACUUUGUCGUGGUGAAGUAGCAAAAAAGUUAGUUAUUCUCAUUGUAAAAAUAAAUUCUUUGAAAAAUAAAUAGAAUGACGUUAAAUUUUACGAACACAUCUUCAAACUUACCAACAGCACAGCAAGGAGCUGGGGACUCAUCGCAAAAUAAACCAUUAGGUUUAAGUAGUGCAGCUGCAACUACCACUUCAAUCACAGGAGGUUUUCAAAUAGCAGGAGUUGUUUCAACAACUGCAAAUUCGUCGGUGUCACAAGCUUCCACAUCAGCACCUCAAACUACUUUAUCGAGUGAGACGAAAACAACAGAUUCCUCAGUUUCAGCGACUCAGGCGUACAAGCUAACAUUUGGGCAGAUUGAAGAGCAUAUUAACAAAUGGACCUUAGAGUUAGAAGAACAAGAAAAAACUUUUACAAAUCAAGCAACACAAAUCAAUGCGUGGGACAAAUUACUGAUUUCUAAUAAUGACAAAAUAAUUGCUCUAAAUGAAACAGUACAAAAAGUUAAAAUCGACCAGCAAACUUUAGAACAGGAACUAGAAUUUAUUGCAACUCAGCAUGCGGAAUUAGAGGAAAGCAUUGCACCAUUACAAAAAAGUUUAAGCGCUGUACCACAGGUUGAUGUUGAAAGAUCUCAAAUAUAUCAAUUAGUUGAAAAUUUAGAUACUCAGCUUAAACAGAUGUCUGAAGAUCUGAAAGAAGUAAUAGAAUAUUUGAAUGAGGCAACUAAAAUGCAAGAUAGUUCAGACCCGAUUAACCAAAUUGGGAGAAUCUUAAAUGCACACAUGAAUUCACUUCAAUGGAUUGAAACUUCCAGUUCAGCAAUAUCAACAAAAUUAGAUGAUAUUUCCAAAAUGCAUGAACAAUUAAAACGGGACUCUGAGAGGUCAUUUAGAGCAACGUACAAGCAAUAAAUUUUCAUAAACAAUUUUUUAAUAUUGUUAUACAAUAAAAAAAUCUUUAAUUACAA